Messenger RNA from Pocillopora damicornis (cauliflower coral), 4526 nucleotides. RefSeq lists its product as uncharacterized. Gene Ontology annotation, biological process: small GTPase-mediated signal transduction. The record is from RefSeq and is a predicted model, not a curated record. Gene Ontology annotation, molecular function: protein binding; GTP binding; GTPase activity. NCBI's taxonomy places the organism in Eukaryota, Metazoa, Cnidaria, Anthozoa, Scleractinia, Pocilloporidae.
UGCCCUUAUUUGUCGAAAUUUUAGUAAGCUCUAAUUUGGUUAAUGGAUUCUUUUAUUAGCCGUACGCAUAUCCUAACAGAAUAGCUCCUCUAUGGUUUCUAUGCUGUGAGAGAUCUUUCAAAAUACUUUGAAAUCUCGUCUUACACCAUAAUUUAUCGUGGCAGGCGGUUCGAAGUAAGAAAGCAUCAUGGCUUCCCUACUAAUUCUUUCUUCCCCGUGAUAUUCCGUCGUGGAUGCAUGUGUGAUGGUGGAACUUGUGGAAGGAAGUAGAACUUGACAAUGAGAACAGUCAAAUGUGUGAUAGUCGGAGACGAAGAUGUGGACAAGAGAGAGUUGUUCUUACAGUACACUGCCUUGUUAAAUGCCGAGGCGGAAACAGCCAGCGCGAUUGAAGAAGAUGGAUCUAACAAUGACGUUAGCAGGAUGGGUAUCUCCUCGGGGGGCAAAGAGCAGCAAGAAGUCUUCGUAGACGGAGAUAAAGAUGUAGAGGGCGAGGACGGUUCUAGCAAAAGUCAUCCGCAUUUUCAAGUGAUUCACCUCAGCUCCGAGAAAGAGAGUAUAUCAAGCGUGGAAUCUCUUCAAGACUCCAUCGACCAUUGGUCAGGCGUGGUUACCGUGCUUGGCAAGCAUUACCUAUUAGAUCUUCGCGAUGCUCAUUGCGAAAACGCCUAUGAUAAUAUUAGACCGGAUAUGUACUCUGACACGGACGUUUUUCUGGUUUGUUUCUCAGUCGUUCGCUCCAUUUCGUGGGAGAACGCUCUGAACAAAUGGAUUCCUGAAAUUCAAAAGCACUGCCCUGUGAUUCCUUUCAUAUUAGUCGGCACUCAGACGGAAUGGAGAGAACUCUGGGACGAGAGAGACGCGUCAAAGAAACCGGUUUCUCCUGUCACAGGAGCCGGUUAUGCGCAGCAGGUAGGAGCAGUGAAGUAUUUAGAGUUUUCAACAGGAGAUUAUGAAGUCAGAGAGGUUUUCAACGCAGCUGUGCUGAUCAGUGUUAUGGAUAAAGUGACGUUGUCUACAUUUCAUCCAGAUUUUGACAAAGAGGGAUCGAACUUGAUUCAUCGCGCUGCAAAACGCAAUCAUGUUCCUUCCCUGGAAACCGUAGUCGAUUUUAUCGAUGUGAACACCAAAGACAAAGCGUUUCACACUCCGAUAGACGUGGCGAUAAAAGAAAACAGCUUAGAUGCAGUGCGCUUUCUUCUCGAGAGCGGCUGUGAGUUUCCUAACCCACCAGACCCUUGGAGAAAGCGUUGCGAGUUCUGGCUUAGUGACGAGGAUGAAGAUUCGGAACAUGUCGUGAACAGCAAUAUCACCGAGUUCACCCGACAAGUGACGUUUUUUUACACCACCGCAUCGCACCGCCCACUCGCAAAGAUCCUUUUCAUUGGUCAGAAUGGAACGGAAGUGGCAAACUUUGUGAACGAGACCGUACCCAUGCUUCCGGUGAGGUCACUGACUAUUUUAAAUUCAGAAGGUCCAUGUCUGUUCGACUUCUCGCAGAUCCAGUCUUGCUUCGAGUCUCUAACGAUAACAAAUAGCGAUUUCGGCUCUGCGGAGCUACCAGGGACCCUAUACUCAGUAGUGAGUGUGAAAAGCUUGUGUGUUGUCAAAUGUGGCGUAUCGCGUCUGUCUGAACAACUAGGAGAGCUCAAAAGUCUGCAACGUUUGCGGUUAAGUGGCAACAAGAUUAGGAAACUCCCUGACACGAUUUCCAGGCUGCAGAAGUUAAAGUUUGUACAUUGUGAUCGGAAUGCACUCGACAACUUGCCAGACACACUUGGAUGUUUAGGCUCGCUGGAAAGUCUGGACUUGACCAGUAACAAACUGGAGAAAUUGUCUGCGUCGAUUGGCCUACUGACCAGGCUGCGAAAUCUCGGAAUUACAAGAAAUCGUCUAAAAUUCCCACCGGUUCACAUUCUAAACAAAGGAACUGAAAGCAUUUUGGAGUUCCUGAGUGGAUUCUUGGACGAUCCUGUGUCUAACAACCAAAUUAAGAUGAUUGUUGUCGGAGGAAAUGGCGUUGGUAAGACUUCACUUGUGAAGGGUCUGAGUCAUACCAAAGAUUGGCGAAUAAGCGGGGUCGGUCCGACCACUACGACUGACGGAAUCGAAAUAUCUUCCAUGAAUCUUAUGGAUUGCAGAUUAAAAGUGUUUGAUUUGGGAGGAGACGAAGCCAUGCUCAGCUCGCAUCACUUUUUCUUGUCAGAGAACACUCUUUAUCAGGUCGUUUUUGACAUGAGUGCUUACACGGUCACCAAGACCUCGUGUUCAGUUUACCAGCUCGGAAGAGUGGAACUUUGGCUUCAAAUCAUCUUCUCGAGAGCUCCAAACUCUCACGUGAUGAUUGUUGGUACCCACGCCGAUGACCCGAAACUCACCGAAGAUAUCCGAGUACGCAUUCGUCAAGACAUCGAGAAUCUGUUGAGCAAGUAUCGUCGCGAGCACAGACGCCAAUUUGAGGGAGAAGCUGUGCCUCAUUGCGGUCUUUGCGAGGCGACCCUUGUCUGUGAGGGCUCUUCUACUGGCUCCUUAUUCUAUGUCCAGGAACAAACUGUCCCUCAUGUUCCUGGACCUGUUCCAGCUCCGUGUAUCCCACAUGUUGUGGGUUAUUAUGAAGUCAGCUGCCAUGGCCAGUUUCCCAAACAGCUCCUCAGCUCUAAAAAUCGGAGCAUGCAGAAGUUCACAGUAGGCGUGGGUUCUAGCGCGUCUAUACUCCUCAACACAAAGGUCAGUUCACGAAUCCCGCAGAAGUGCUUGUACGUGCGGGACAGAAUACAGGAAAUGUGCAACGCAGAGAAUGAAUUGAAGAACUGGCCGCUUCUAACCUACGACAGACUUCGAGAGAUCGCGAAUGGCUGUGGAGUAAAACAAGACUUCAAACUCAAGGCACUGAUGACGUACUUUCAUUCUCAAGGAGAAAUCCUCUGGUACGAAGAUAUGCCGGAUAUUGGCGAUGUGAUCUUCAUCGACCCUCUCUGGCUGUCCAAACAGAUGUGUCUCCUCGUCGGGUCACCUUCGGGCGCGAGUUCGGGUUUGGACGGAAUAUUACGAAUCGACAACCUGGCGAAAACCUGGCCUGAUGUCCCUGAAGGACAACGCUUUGCGAUGUUGACUUUGUUCAGAAAUUUAGGAUUGUGCUUUCCAUUGUCGGAAACUGAGGAACUGGUUCCCUUCCAGUUACCGAUCGGGAAAGCAGACGAGGACACGUGGCCGAUGAGGCCUUCGGAUGGUCAACGCCAGAUCAGCUGUGAGUUCCAUUUCAGCUUCCUUCCUCCGACCUUUUUCAGCGAUUUGACGAUUGCCAUUAACCGAAGGAAACUGCCGAACAACUUUGAGGUAGAACCCACGUUCUUUCGCUUCCAUAUGGUGUUCGCAACGACAUUGUUGGCCAGCAUGGGUUGCUCCCUCCACUGUAAAGAGAUGCACCCUUUAGCAGAAAAUCUGGAGGUACAUCGGGUUAGUGUGGAGGGUGUACCAUUCGAGCACAAGUUGAAAGUGAUUAUACGCGGUCCAUCUCCCUGUUGUGUGCUUCCAGAUGUGAGAGCUGCGAUCAAAACAGUGGUUGAUACGCGGUAUCCUGGGAUACGCUAUGUCAGGCAGAUCGUUUGCACCGCGUGUGAACUCGCUGGUUUCAAGAAUCCUGCGCUGUUGAGCGAACUUGUCAAAGAUGGUUGUAACUAUUGUUCGUGGGGGCACGAUCUCAGUACAGAGGCUGCUGUAAUUCGUGGAGACAUUCCUCUAGUCUCACUUCCUUCUGAACUACCAGCGAAGGGCGAGGUCAGGCUCGGGGUAUUUUUCGACGAGGCAGGCAGGAUUCUGGACGACUGCUACUGUCCAAGACUCCCGGCGGUGUUCCCGAUAGGCUUUCAAAGCCCGGCCUUCAAGAAGCGGCUUCGGGUCAACUCACCCAUAAAAGAUGGCUAUUCUGUGCAUUUCCUGUGCGAAUGUCCCGGAUACUGGCAUUUUACGGAGGGGCCAGGCUUCCGAAUCCCAGACAUCCGAGCGUUCCUGGACGUUUUUGGAGCACGUGCGUGCAAGCUUUUGAAACUCGCUUUUAUGCUACGAGAUGACGACGCCCCCGACGGAUCUGACCAGGGACAUGUUCCGGUCAAGAUUAUCUUGGGCGAGGCAAAACUACGUCACGUUCUCGUCACGGACAUCCAGGACUUGUUAGAGCACUACUUUGUGGAAUUUCCCGAACUGAAGAACAGCUACAUGGGUUUCAUGCAGGAAGACUUAGAAUUUGUGCAGAGUUAUGAAGGGCUAAGCCGCAGAAAGAUGUGCAAACUGUUGGAGAUCUCGCCUGAUUGGUGGAGACUAGGACCAUUGGUCUGUACAUACAACAACAGGACCAAUGAACAUCUCUGGUUGUGUGAGAAGCAUGCAGUGUAAAGAAGUGAGCGAAAGGAUUUCAUAGGAAACAUUCAAACUGUUCUUUUUUGGGGAGAAUUUGACUGACCUGUUUAAGGUAAAUUAUCGAUCCGGUAAAGUUGGAUCUGAUUGACAUCGACGAGAAAAGUUUUAAU